Messenger RNA from Styela clava, 4308 nucleotides. RefSeq names its product E3 ubiquitin-protein ligase arih1-like. Gene Ontology annotation, biological process: protein ubiquitination. Lineage: Eukaryota; Metazoa; Chordata; Ascidiacea; Stolidobranchia; Styelidae. Gene Ontology annotation, molecular function: zinc ion binding; ubiquitin-protein transferase activity. The record is from RefSeq and is a predicted model, not a curated record.
GAAAAAAUUAAUAGAUGGUUAGGGCUUGUGUUGCUAAAAACUUCAGCUCUAUCUAAUAUGGUAAGCUUGGAUCCAACUCCCAACUAAAAGGUAAGACCCUGGCACUUUAAUAAUCCCAGAUUCUUCAGUCUCAUACACUCAAUAUGAUCGAUUUCUACUAAUACAGGAAACACAUAAAUCAAUAAAAUACAAUCACUAUUUUACUAUCUAUCAACCAUGGAUGAUCUUGAAUAUGAUAGUGAAGAUGAAGUAGAGGAUGAAGAUUCUGAUUGGGAUGAGUAUCAAUAUGAUGAGGGAGUAGAAGAUGACCACCACAAUAAAAACUCUGAUGGAUUAAUUCCAUUUUCCACUGAUGGGAACAUUAAUGAUGGAUUUGCGUAUGACAGUCUUACCCCGGAUGGUGUCGUGGAUUUAAUGAAUGUCACUGUACACGAAGUGGCUGAGAUUAUACCUAUGGAUAAAACUGUACUUAGAAUAUUACUCGCACAUUUUAAGUGGGACAAAGAAAGACUUUUUGAGAAGUAUUAUGGAUGUGAAGGAAAUGAUCAGAAAUUUUUUGACGAUGCUCAUGUCGUUAAUCCGUUCUCCUCACACCAUCGAAAUGCUUCUAGUCAGUCCGGUUCAAAUGGCGAUAUGACUUGUGAAAUUUGCUGUUUACCUUUUUCUAAUGAUUUUAUGACUGGUUUAGCAUGUCAUCAUAAGUUCUGUAAAGGCUGCUGGACAGAGUAUCUUCGCACAAAGAUUAUGGAUCAAGGAAUGUCACAGACUAUAAGUUGUCCUUCAUAUGGUUGUGACAUUGUUGUCAAUGAUGAAAUUGUUAUGAACUUAAUCAGCAGCAAGAAAGUUAGAUUGAAAUAUCUUCAUUUGAUAUCUAACACAUUUGUUGAAUGCAAUUCCUUGCUGAGGUGGUGCCCAGCUCCAAAUUGUCUCAAUGUUGUUCGAGUUAAAUUUUCUGAUGCAAGGCCAGUAAAAUGUCAAUGCGGUAAAGAAUUUUGUUUUAAAUGUGGAGAGUCAUGGCACGAUCCGGUACUAUGUAUGUACUUGAAAAGAUGGAUCAAAAAAUGUGAUGAUGACAGUGAAACAUACAAUUGGAUAGCUGCCAACACAAAAGAAUGCCCAGCAUGUUUUGCAACCAUUGAAAAAGAUGGUGGUUGUAAUCAUAUGGUGUGUCGAAGUGUCAGCUGCAAACAUGAGUUCUGUUGGGUCUGUCUGGGACCAUGGGAGCCGCAUGGUUCUUCUUGGUACAAUUGUAAUAGAUUCAAGGAAGAAGAUGCUAAAAAGGCUCAAGAUUGUCAAGAGAAAUCACGUCAGGCUCUACAACGGUACUUGUUUUAUUGCAACAGAUAUAUGAACCAUCUGCAGAGUUUGCGUUUUGAACACAAGCUUUAUGCGCAAGUGAAAGUCAAAAUGGAAGAAAUGCAAAAGCAUGGAAUGUCCUGGAUUGAAGUGCAGUUUCUAAAGCAUGCUGUUGAUGUGCUUUGCCAGUGUCGUCAAAUGCUAAUGUACACUUAUGUUUUUGCUUUUUUUCUCAACAAAAAUAACCAAUCCAUUAUAUUUGAAGACAACCAAGCAGAUUUGGAGAAGGCAACAGAAGUUCUCAGUGAAUAUCUAGAACGAGACAUAACCACUGAUGCUGUGCAGGACAUUAAGCAAAAAGUACAAGACAAAUACAGAUACUGUGCUAAUAGACGGAAGCUGCUCCUUUCCCAUAUUUAUGAAGGAUAUGAAAGUGAUCUGUGGGAUUUUAAUGACAAAGUAUAAACUGUUUUGUUAUCAUAUUAUGCUGAUGAAUACUUUAUAUGCACAUUAUUUUUGCCUUUUUCACAUAACUAGAAAUGUGUCAUACCUAACUGGGUGACUCAAAAAUAUUGCUAUAUAAGACAGCCCAUAAAAUCCCCAAAGCAUACAAAUUCAUUAAUAUGAACAUCAUGACAGUUUAUUGUAAUAUGCGAAUAAGAAUCAGUUUGUAUCUGCCUAUAUGGAUGGCUAUAUGAGAUUUUUGGCAAAUUGUUAAAACGUGAACAAUUAUAAAAUAAUCUUGAAGCAAGCAAAUUUUUUAAGCUACAACGUAUAAAAUGCUCAUUCACAAACAUAAUAUCUACCUUACUUCUUUUUAUAAAUGCUUCUCAUACGGUCUACCUACAGUUUGGUAGCGGCCAACAAUGCGAUGGGCUGUGAGGAUGAUCGUAUUUAAAUAAAUCAUUAGUCUAGAAUCUAUAGUUUUCUGAUACUAUUUAUUUCAAUUUCAACGUGUUACAUGUUUUAGAACUAUCUAAUCUGCCUCAAAAAGGUUGAAUAUGGUGGAUAUUCUGUUUGUUGUUCAGCUUUUAACUCCAUUUAAAACAAGCGAUGGCUGGCAAAUUCUCAGUUCCUAUACACAAUAUAUUAUAGACCAGGGAUGGUGAACCUACUUUGUUGAUUGGGUCAUACAUUAUUUUUUUUUACAAAUAAAAAGAAUGUCAGCCAUGCAUUUACAUUGUUUUAAACUAUAAUUAUAAUAUUACCAGAAGGUUACGCUACUGCUUUCCAAGCUUAGUUUGUAAAUUUGGAGGAAUACGAUAAUGGAUACCCUGAAAAUCUUCUUUUGGCCCCGUUAAUGGACCUACGAUAGAAUACCACUGUCUUAAACAGAACGACUUGCCACGAAUAGAUUCAACCCUGUGGGAAUUUCGGUUCGUCGUAUUGUUAUGAUGUCAUAACAGCAUUAUUGCCUGCAGCAUACUAAUAUACCGGAACUACUAUAAUAAUUUAUAAUUUAGGAUGAAAUUAAUUAUUACAAAAUUUUUAUCACCAAACUGUUAGUACCUUCUUUGCAACACUAAAUUUUGACGGGUUGCUGAAAAAUAUUGCGGGUCAAUUUGUGACCCGUGGGCCAGUUGUUCGCCAUCCCUACUAUAGAGACUAACUUGAUCUGUUUUGUGAUCGUUACUUGAGCUGUUUUUUUAUAACUGUAAUUGAAUGAAAUCACCCUCUUGUUGGAUAUUUGUUGGUAUUUAUUUGAAGAAGAUUGACUGUUAAUCUCAUUCUGUAUUCUUGUUAUUAUUAUAACUUAUCGCACUAUGAUUUAUACUGAUGUUUCAUUCAAGCUAUUGCCAUAUUUGAUAAAAGACUUUGGAUUGGCUUGGGUUAAUGAUAUCAUUAACUAAUCAUCAACAGUUUAUCAUAUAUCAUUGCUCUGACAUCUAGUACACAAAUAAAUUGGGAAAUGAAAUCAUAUACCCUGAUUUUGGAUUAAGAAGUAUAAUGCUAUGACAACAUCGAAUACCGGUAUUCUAAAUUGUUAUGCUGCUCUAUAAGAAGCAUCUUAAUUUCACUCCGCCAAACAAGCAUUUUACAUUUGUUAAAUUUUAAGUCACAUUUGUAUUAAAGUGAUAUUUCAUUUUGUAUGUGCAUGAGCAAGAAUAUUUUCAGCCUGAUUAACAAAAUCCAAGAUUUUAGAUUACCGUAUGUCUCAUAUAUUGUCCACACAAUAAUACCAGCGGUAACUAUCAGAAAACUAAUCUCAUCUAUGUGGUUAUGACAAGUAAUUUUGAGUAUUAUAAAUUCUUUUAAUAAUUGAUAGAUGAUCCUAAAAUGAAAAAUAUUAGUUGCUAUCCAAAACACUGGGACAGGUUUUGCCUCUCGGAAUACAAUUUCAGCGUCCUUCGAGUCAGGGGAUUGUAUUACCAGUAUUUACUAAAUAAGGAUAUUUUUUCAUUGGGCUAUAGCAGAAUGCUGUGAAUUUUAUAUGAUUAUUAUGUCUACUGCAUGCUGAAGAGCAAUAUUUAUGAUCUAACUUUAUUUAAACAGUUGUCACAACAUUUGAAACUUUGUGUAUUUAUGAUGAGACAUUGCAUCAUCCAAGUGUCUUUGUUACAUUUUGAAAAAGGGACAAUGGGGAUAUAAUUAAGUAGGGUCUAUACUAGUCUUAUUUCGUUUAAAUUGUGCUUGUGACCGUCGGGAUAGUUUAUAUAUGUUUAAUUAAGAAACAAAAUUCUUAAAGAGUGUGGGUGUACGCGCAUAGGACUGUAUUCUAUGUUGGAUAUUUUGCAUAACAUAAUAUGACCUUUGUGAGGUUAAUGUUAAAGUUCUCUAUUCAAUAAGACUGACAUAUGAUAUAUUCAUGUAUAAUCCCAAGACCAUUCUUUGCAAAAAGUCAUGUUUUUUUUCUGGUAUUCAAAGUCUGAUUGGACAUACCUUUUUAUGUCCUUUUAUUGUCAAUGUUGUAAUUUUCAUUUCUUAUUGUAUUACUAUGCUUUGGUCACUGAAAUAUCAAUGUAUUACUAGUUCAAUGCUAUCAAAAAUAAAUUGAAUUUUUAAAGACAUUGA